AUGGCAAAUUCCAACCGUGCACGCUCCGCUACUCCGCUCCCACGCACAAACGGCGAUAUGCCAACCACCACCACCACCACUACGACCAGCUGCCCACAAGAAUCCAAGUUCGACUGUGCCGUCUGCUACGACACCUAUCCGCAAAGCCAAGGCAUCGAGGUCGUGCCCGGCGAUGCCAUCUGCCACGACUGCUUCACGGAAAGCCUCUUACCGAAAUUCCUCGCAGCUUUACAGCACGAACACGCUUACCCGGUCAAAUGGGGCGCCAUCAAGCUUGAUCCUGCUCUCUUCUCUCGAAUUCUGCGAGAGGGUUUGACUGUGAAGUGGGUGUUCAAGGUGAGGGAGUAUGCUACCCCGGUCAAGGAACGCAUCUACUGCGCAAAUUUACGACGCACGAUGGCUGGUUCGGGAUUCGGGAAGGCGCUUUCCGUGGAGGAGAUUGAGAUGGCGGUCGAUGAGGAGUGUCCGAUGCAGGAGUGUGGCAGCUUUCUAGGCGCCCGCGCUCCUCCGACCGGUGCCCGGGCGACAGUCACAUGCACCUCUUGCACAGGUAAUACCUGCGGUCUCUGCGCCAGCUCCUUCUUCGAGCCACCUACCCAGCAUCACUGCACAGAUGCUGUGGACAAGGAGACCCGGGACGCUUUUGAGGGGAUGGUGAAGGGGAAGGACUAUCAACUUUGUCCUGAAUGCUGCGCACCGGUCGAGUUGAGGGAUGGCUGUAAUCAUAUCUUCUGCGAGGCGGGGUCUUGCAACGCGGCGUUUUGCUUUAUUUGUGGGAUGGCUGUCAAGAGGAGGGAGGUGGAGCAUUGGAAGAAGGGGAUGCCGUGUCCCAGGUGGAAUCAACCGGGUGCUGAGAAUGCUCACCACGAUCCUGCUCCUCUGCCUCACCAAGGGUUUCCUGGCCUUCUUGCAGCCGCAGCAGCAGCACGCAUCCCGGCUGUAGUCCCGCAGGAAGGCCGGAUAUUUAACCAGCCUCGGCCUAUUUUCGCGCCAGUACCAGCGCAGCUACCUUUCCCACAAGAAGGCUGGACAGGGGGCCCACAAGCCCGCGCCGCACUCCUCAACCUAGGAGCCCUAGAAACGGAAUCGCUAUCCCGGGGUCUUGGGAAGAAUCAACCAGAGGUUGACAUUUAUUGA
This is a messenger RNA of Recurvomyces mirabilis, 1137 nucleotides long. RefSeq lists its product as uncharacterized. The transcript has a single exon. Gene Ontology annotation, cellular component: ubiquitin ligase complex; cytoplasm. The record is from RefSeq and is a predicted model, not a curated record. Gene Ontology annotation, molecular function: ubiquitin protein ligase activity; ubiquitin conjugating enzyme binding. NCBI's taxonomy places the organism in Eukaryota, Fungi, Ascomycota, Dothideomycetes, Mycosphaerellales, Teratosphaeriaceae. Gene Ontology annotation, biological process: protein polyubiquitination; ubiquitin-dependent protein catabolic process; positive regulation of proteasomal ubiquitin-dependent protein catabolic process. The coding region runs from base 1 to 1137 and encodes 378 amino acids.